Messenger RNA from Aptenodytes forsteri (emperor penguin), 720 nucleotides. RefSeq names its product transmembrane protein 215 (gene TMEM215). Lineage: Eukaryota; Metazoa; Chordata; Aves; Sphenisciformes; Spheniscidae. The record is from RefSeq and is a predicted model, not a curated record. The coding region runs from base 1 to 720 and encodes 239 amino acids. The transcript has a single exon.
AUGGCGCGGACCAUGAGACCCGACGACAUCAACCCCCGGACGGGGCUGGUGGUGGCUCUGGUCAGCGUCUUCCUGGUGUUUGGCUUCAUGUUCACCGUGUCCGGCAUCAAGGGAGAGACCCUGGGGGACAUCCCACUGCUGGCCAUCGGGCCGGCCAUCUGCCUGCCGGGCAUCGCCGCCAUCGCCCUCACCAGAAAGACCGACGGCUGCACCAAAUGGCCCAAGAACAAGUGUCCGUGCUGCAAGCAAGUCAAGGACCGGGAUGUCAUGGAGCUGCUGAGGACCCCCUCGGACCUGGAGUCUGGCAAGGGGAGUUGCAACGAGCUGGCCAAGAAAGCAUACCAGAAGGACAGGAGGGUGCUGCGGGGCGAGGACUCAGUGUCCAUCUGCACCACCACCACCACUACCACCACCAUGGGAGAGUGCAAGAGCCUCAUCAGAAAGGUGGAGCAGGAGGAGAUGCUGAGGUACCUGGAGACCUGUUACCCAGAGAUGCCGGGGAAUGUGUUCGUGGGAGAUGGCUCCAUGUACAGUGCCUUGGAGAAGAGCUCUUCUCCCACCAGGGACAGUGCUGCUUGCCCUGACAUUGAAGACAACAUUUUUGUUGCUCCUAAAGACAGUAUCAUCAUCUGCUCUUACAAGGAGAACAGCCCUUAUGACAGAUACUGUUGUUACAUAAACCCUACUGGAGUCAACUCAGACCAGGAGACCAUAGUGUGA